Molecule: messenger RNA, 1233 nt
Organism: Chenopodium quinoa (quinoa)
Lineage: Eukaryota; Viridiplantae; Streptophyta; Magnoliopsida; Caryophyllales; Amaranthaceae
Product: protein ALP1-like
Exons: 4
Coding region: 1-1233 (410 amino acids)
Source: RefSeq, a predicted model, not a curated record
AUGUUAGUAUUGAGAGGGCUUUAUAGGGAGAGUGAUGUGAAAUGCAAGAGUGAGCUUCGCGUUAAUAGAAGAACUUUCAAUAUUAUUUGUGAGAUGCUUAGAGACAUUGGGGGUUUGAGUGGAACAAAAAACAUGUCGCUUCAAGAGAUAGUUGCCAUGUUUUUAUACACGUUGGCUCAUCAUAAGAAGAAUAGGUCUAUUGGACAAUACUUCUUUAGAAGUGGAGAAACCAAUUGUUUAGGGGCAUUAGAUGGGACUUACAUUAAUGUAAAUGUGCCUUCACAAGAACGACCAAAGUAUAGAACAAGAAAAGGAACAAUUGCUAUGAAUGUAUUGGGUGUUUGUGCACCUAAUAUGCAAUUUAUUUAUGUUCUUCCUGGUUGGGAAGGUUCGGCCCAUGAUAUGCGUGUACUUCAAAAUGCUCUUUCUAGACCAAACGGUUUUAGGGUACCUCGAGGGUAUACGAAUUGUGAGGGUUUUCUUGCUCCAUAUAGAGGUCAAAGAUACCAUUUAAAAGAAUGGACGGAUCGACAACCCGAAAGUGCCGAGGAAUUCUAUAACAUGAAACAUGCUAGGGCGCGAAAUGUGAUUGAGAGAUGUUUUGGCCUACUUAAAGGAAGAUGGAGUAUACUUAGAAGUCCUUCAUUUUUCCCUAUUCGAACUCAUGGACGUAUCGUGAUGGCUUGUUGCUUAUUGCAUAAUCUAAUUAGAAAAUUCAUGCCUACGGAUGAUAUAAAAGAAGAUGAAUUGAGUGAAUCCGAUGAUGAUUCCGAGAGUGAUUCUGAUGAUGAGAGGGAGUUUAUUACAAGUGUUGCUACUUCAGAUCAUUGGACCAAUUUUAGAAACACAUUAGCCCAAGAUAUGUUUAACGAUUGGAGGAUGGAGGCUAGUCAAGCUAAGGGUGAGGCAAGCAAUCGAGGAAGAGGCAAAAAUAAAAGGUAUUGGACGUAUGAAAAAGACACGGUUCUAAUAAGAUAUUUGCAUGAGUUGAGUGGUGAUCCGAAGUGGAAGUGUGAGAAUGGGUUUAAGAAUGGUUACAUGAAUAAGUUGGAAGAGAUGAUCAAUCGUGUACUUCCUAAUUGCGGCUUGAGAGCGGUUCCCCACAUUGAGUCAAGGAUCAAGCAUUGGUCGGAGAAAUAUAGUGCAUUGGCGGAAAUGUUAUCCACCUCAGGAUUUGGAUGGGAUGUUGAGAAGAAGAUUCUACAAGUUGAUAAGUCGGUGUUCGACGGAUAG